Tarenaya hassleriana is the source of this 1381-nucleotide messenger RNA. Its product is annotated as splicing factor U2af small subunit A. Gene Ontology annotation, molecular function: pre-mRNA 3'-splice site binding; metal ion binding. The record is from RefSeq and is a predicted model, not a curated record. Gene Ontology annotation, cellular component: spliceosomal complex; U2AF complex. Gene Ontology annotation, biological process: mRNA splicing, via spliceosome. Bases 252 to 1124 code for a protein of 290 amino acids. Lineage: Eukaryota; Viridiplantae; Streptophyta; Magnoliopsida; Brassicales; Cleomaceae. The transcript has a single exon.
AAUAAAAAUUAAAAAGAAGCUCGAUUUUCACCUACCUUCUCUCUCUCAGAUUCUUGAAAUUAGGGUUUUCUCCUCCAGAUCUUAAUCUCGGAGAUAUCCCCAUACCCUUCUCUUUCUCUCCCAUGAUUUAGGGUUUUUGCUUCGCCCUUUCCUUUUUCCCACACACCGUUUUUUCUGAAAACUAUAGGGCUAAGAGCCCCAGAAUCUGAGAUCGAUUUGGCGGCAGCGAUUACACCGAUUGCGAUUCAGCCAUGGCGGAGCACUUAGCGUCGAUCUACGGUACCGAGAAGGACCGAGUGAACUGUCCGUUCUACUUCAAAAUCGGAGCUUGUCGUCACGGCGACAGGUGCUCGCGUCUCCACAAUCGACCGACCAUCUCUCCGACGCUCCUCCUCUCCAACAUGUACCAGCGACCGGACAUGAUCACACCAGGCGUUGACGCUCAGGGACAGCCUCUUGACCCGCGUAAGAUCCAGGAACACUUCGAGGAUUUCUACGAGGACAUCUUCGAGGAACUCAACAAGUUCGGCGAGAUCGAGAGUCUCAAUGUAUGUGACAACCUCGCUGACCACAUGAUUGGCAAUGUUUAUGUCCAGUUCAAGGAAGAGGAUCAAGCUGCUGCGGCGGUUCAGGCUCUGCAGGGGAGAUUCUACUCCGGUCGACCCAUUAUUGCCGAUUUUUCUCCGGUUACUGAUUUCCGUGAAGCUACUUGUCGGCAGUACGAGGAGAACAACUGUAACCGUGGUGGGUACUGUAAUUUCAUGCACGUGAAGCUUGUUUCGAGGGAGCUAAGGAGAAAACUCUUUGGGAGGUACCGGCGAUCGUACCGGAGGGGAAGCAGGAGCCGGAGCAGGAGUAUAAGCCCUCGGGGCAGGAGAGAUCACGAGAGGCGUGAUCGCAAUAAGGACUAUCAGGACCGAGACCGUGAUCGAGAGUUCUACCGACACGGAAAUGGGAAAAGGAGCAGCGACAGGUCCGAUAGGCCGGAGAGGGAUGGCGGAAGGAGGAGACAUGGAAGCCCGAGGCGAAGCAGGAGCCCCGUGAGAGAAGGAAGCGAGGAAAGGAGAGCAAGAAUUGAGCAAUGGAACCGAGAACGGGAGGAGAAACAAGAUGGAGGAGCUUAAGGGUAUGACUGGGUUGGGUUCUUGUUUUGAUUUUUCCAGAUGUCGGUAAUCUCGAUCCCAUGAUUGGUGUUCUUCUGUGGAACUUAAUGAGUGAAAACAACUCCUAGAUGAUAAUGUGAGCGUUUCUUGUAGUUUUUAUUUAGACUAUUUCAUGUGGAAAAUGGUUUAUUAGUGCUUCUAGUCAAUGUCUGAACCAGAAGUUUCCAUGUUAUGUCAGACUUGAUAUUGUUCUACAUCAGUGUCCUCUUUCCGAUUCA